AGUAUAUAAGGCGGCUGUGGAAUUUGUUCUGCACUGUACUGAUGCGGCUGCCUUUGGGAAAGAACAAGGUGUUAUUUAGGUAGAAAAAGCCUGCGUUUGCUUUAAUUGACAAUACGUUUUUCCUUGACGAACAAAAUCGCUUAGCUUUAAAAAUCAACUUGCAUCAGCGCUGUUGCCGCUCUUCUCUAGCAUUACGCUAGCGUAGUAGUCGAGAUGGUCGAACAUAAAGGAAGCACAUCGCUAUUUGCGAUCUUUGCCUUGAGUUUGUACUCGCUUUUCCUGUUUCCUUACACGAUCUACCGCAUUUCAUGUGGAGGCUCAGAGGAGACAGUGGUGCAGCCAUAUCUACAGGGCAAGCAGAAGAAGGGCGGUGUCAGUCGUGUCCUGCGUAAGCUGUUUAACAAAGGCAACCUCGUCCUCAUCGCGCUAUGGCUGCUGUGGGCGCUGCUGCUGUGGUACGUCAGCAUAACAUCAAAGGAUCUGAAGCCGUUUGAUCCGUUUGAGAUCCUGAAGAUUGAGCCGGGUGCCACCACCGCGGAGAUCAAGAAGGCCUACCGCAGCCUGUCGCUGCAGUACCACCCAGAUAAGAACCCCGACCCCCGCGCGCACGCCUACUUUGCCGAGUACAUCACCAAGGCCUACCAGGCGCUCACGGACGAGGUGUCCCGCGGCAACUACGAGAAGUACGGACACCCGGAUGGACCGCAGGCCAUGGAUGUGGGUGUGGCGCUGCCCACCUGGCUGUUCACCAAGGACAGCAAGGUGGCGCCCCUGAUGCUGCUGGGGCUGGUGUUCUGCGGCAUCCUGGCGCCGCUGGGGGUGGCCUCCUGGUACAUGCUGCGAUCCAACCGCUACACGGGGCCCAACGGGGUCAUGCAAGACACCAUGUCGCUCUACUACGCGUCCAAGUACAACGUGAAGGAGUCGCAGUCGCUGGUUCGCAUCCCCGAGACGCUGGUGUUCUGCAUGGAGUUCCUCACGCUGCCCACUCCCGGGGAGCAGGGUGCGGGUCUUGAGGAGCUGCGUCGUGUGGUGCUGCGGAACAACCCGGACCUCAAGGACAAGAAGGCCUUCUGGGUCAAGAGACACCCCUCCGUGCUCAAGGCGCACAUGCUGCUGCUGGCGCACCUGGACCGGGAGCACGACAGCGUGCCCGCAUCGCUCAAGGCCGACCUCAACUUUGUGCUGACCAAGACCCCGCUGCUGCUGGACGAGAUGAUCAAGAUCGCCGUACUGCCUCGACCGCCGCUGGGACACGGCUGGAUGACCCCUGCCGUGGCCAUCGUGGAGAUGAUGCAGUGUGUGGCGCAGGCGCUCUCCAUCUCCG
Molecule: messenger RNA, 1327 nt
Organism: Astrephomene gubernaculifera
Lineage: Eukaryota; Viridiplantae; Chlorophyta; Chlorophyceae; Chlamydomonadales; Astrephomenaceae
Source: the annotation of a GenBank genome assembly